Messenger RNA from Cephus cinctus (wheat stem sawfly), 1787 nucleotides. Its product is annotated as zinc finger CCCH domain-containing protein 15 homolog. Gene Ontology annotation, biological process: cytoplasmic translation. Bases 117 to 1328 code for a protein of 403 amino acids. The transcript has 7 exons. Gene Ontology annotation, molecular function: mRNA binding; metal ion binding. The record is from RefSeq and is a predicted model, not a curated record. Lineage: Eukaryota; Metazoa; Arthropoda; Insecta; Hymenoptera; Cephidae. Gene Ontology annotation, cellular component: cytosol.
CUGAUCUCACGAGCGAUGGUCGCUGUACAUUGCCGUUCGGCUGCUUUCAUGCCAGAAUUUUCUUUUUAAGAUUCCUCAUAAUUUGAUAGGUUCUUCAAAGAAUUAAAAACGGCAAGAUGCCGCCGAAAAAAGCACCUGCUCCUAGUAAGAAAACCGAACAGAAGAAGAAGGAGAAGGUUAUAGAGGAUAAAACAUUUGGAAUUAAGAACAAAAAGGGAGCCAAGCAACAGAAGUUUAUACAGCAGGUAGAAAAGCAGGUGAAAUCAGGUGGUCUCAAUCCUCGUAAAAUUGAUGAUCCUAAUGCAAAGAAACUUGAAAAAGAAAAGAAGCUGAAGGAGCAGAAAGAAUUGGCUCUUAUAUUUAAGCCUGUUCAAACACAAAAAAUUGAAAAAGGUACUGAUCCUAAGUCUGUGGUAUGUGCAUUUUUCAAGCAGGGUCAAUGCACCAAAGGAGACAAGUGCAAAUUUUCUCAUGACUUGAGUAUAGAGAGAAAGGCUGAGAAACGAUCUCUCUACUGUGAUAUGCGUGAUGACGAUAAAGAAGCUGAUACUAUGGAUAAGUGGGAUGAAGAUAAGCUCAAGGAGGUUGUCGAAAAGAAACAUGCUGCUGGUGGCAACAGGCCAACUACGGAUAUCAUCUGUAAACACUUUUUAGAAGCUGUAGAAAAGUCAAAGUAUGGUUGGUUUUGGGAAUGUCCAUCAGGACAAAAAUGUAUUUACAGACAUGCAUUGCCACCAGGAUUUGAGCUGAAAAAAGACAAGAAAAAGGAAGAUAAGAAGGACGAAAUAUCUCUUGAGGAUCUAAUUGAACGAGAGAGAGCCAAUCUUGGUCCUAAUCAAACCAAGAUAACGCUCGAGAGUUUCCUGGCGUGGAAGAAGAGGAAAUUGAAGGAGAAGAAAGAACAAGCCAUUAAGGAUGAAGAGAAGAAACGAAGUGAUUACAAAGCUGGUCGCCAGGUCGGAAUUUCUGGCCGAGAAAUGUUCUUCUUUAAUCCAGAACUUGCAACAGGAGAUGGAGUUGAUGACGAUGGUGAUGAAGCUAUUAUUUCGUACGUCCGAGAAGAAGAUGAGGAUAGUGAAGGUUUUGAAUAUCGCGAAUUGGAUAUGGAUAGACUUGCACUGGAGGCUGAAGAAGCAGAUACGUCAGGAAUAACUGUCGCCAAGGACGAUCGACUAAAGAGUCAAGCAACUCCUCAAACUAAUGGCGAAACCUCUGUAACCGUAGUAGGCGAAGGUGCAACUGCUUUAGCAAUCAACGAGAACCUCUUCACGGAAGACGACCUGGAGGGUCUUGAGGAAGAACUAGGGGACCUGGACUUAGAGGAGUGAUCCAGAGGUCCCGUUAAAGUUGCUCCUCUGAUUAUCUUAUUUUCCCUCUUCAUAUUCCUUUGCCGUAUACUGCCUAUAUUCUUAACGUAGCCAUACCCACGAAAGCGAAAAACUUGGAAUUCUGGUUUUGUUCAAAUGGUGCUGAACGCAAAUAACCUUAUUGAAACAUGAUUUUCAUAAUUAUGUUGAAUAUCCUUCUCUGGGUUUAACAUGAUACUAAAGUAGACAGAGAAAAAGAUAACAUCACAACUUAAAGUUCUGAAAUCUAUAGGGAUACAUAAGAAUGGGAAGAAUAAAGAAUAUGCAAUACAGUAUGUGGUGAAAAAAUAAUUAUCAGAUCAGAAUCUUAUGAUACUGAAUGAUUAUUGUAUUAUCCGUUUCUAACAAAUGUCCUAUCUGUAUCAGUUCCUUAACUACUUGUCUUUUAUAGAUAAACCUUUUAAUGGAAGACACUCCAAA